CAAUUUUGGGGUUCGAGUUGUUUUACUUAGACAGUUGAUUAAUUCAGUUAUGAGCCCUUUUAGCCCUAACUCUGUACACUAUUGAUCUGCUCAAAUGUGACUAAUUGAGGAUUAUAAUCUUCUCCUGCUGGAUCUGUGAGCCAGAUGACCAACACCACGUCCCUUCACUAUAAAACCAAGGGGAAGAUUGUUUGUGCUCUUAUGCUGCUGUGUGUUCAUUUUUCUAUGAUGGACAUCCCUGGUCCUUGCAAGCAUGCCAUAACCACGGACCACAUCCUUCAACUGAAACACAUGAUCAAUAACCAGCUGCGGACCAGCUGUUCAAUCGCAUACACGUUCAUUGAGAGGAAACACUUGAGUGUGGUUUGCUAUGUGAAAGCAACGCUGCCGAGGGUGCUUGAACUUUUAAAUGUCCACUUCACGUACAUGCGAGGAUCAGGAAGUGCUCUGGCAGUGGUUUCCAUCCAAAACCUUAUUCUGAACAUCUACUCCCAUCACUGUAUACCUUCACUAAAUGAGGAACUGGAGGAGAUCCCGGUGGCAUUUGAGAAGCAGUACAAAGAGACUCCUGUCCAGGCGCUUUUAAGAGUGGAGGAGGUUCUGUCUCUAUACCUGCAUCUCAUCACAACCUCCAACACAUCUAUAAACUGGACCUGCGGGCACGAGUACGGCAGCAUUAUGCAUGAGUACAGCAGCAUUAUGCCCUCUACUGUAUCCCAGCUCACCACUGGCACAGAGGCGGCGGUGGGGUUAUCCAGACAAGCUCCUCGGGGGUCCGUAAGCGAUGAUUUCUACAGGCUGGGGUUCAUUUUGGUCUCCAUCUGUGGAGGAUUUUUCAUCCUUCUCACUGUCUACUGCCUCCUGAAGAGAAAGAAACUGCAACAUCAACUUCACAGAGCUUUAUCCGCAGACUGGGGAUUACAAGUUGUUGAAAAUUUUGGAACACAACAGCAAGAAUGUCAGAUGUCCAACCAUCAAAGCAGCUUUGGCUCGGACCUCUCCACUGAUCUCUAACAGAGCCGAUGCCUCUUUUGGACACCAAAAACAACAAACAGACUGUGAUACUUUUCAGAAACCGCACUACUACAUCAACCAAUGGUUUGCAUUAACUAGAAGGAAAUCCACUUAUUGAGCACUUUAUUAUGAGAAUGCUUUACAAAUAACUCGGUAUAGGGUCUUCCUUUGCUCCUCAAGAUUCCAGUUCCCCUUGACAUGACCAGAUCACACAAUUUCCAUUCAUGCUGUAAACUUUCUAUUCAAAUCCAGUGACUGUGAAGGAAACUUUAAACUUUAUCCGGUUCAAGACCUUGCUUUUUUGCUUACAUGAUGGAAAAUCAUCUUGCAAGUUAUUUUUGACCAAAACAACAUGUAAAAAAAUGCAAGUUUAUUUUGGCUAGUGGGAUACUCUGGACUAAUUCAAGUUAACCUAGAUGGUGAAAUGACGCUAUUGUUUGCUGCGAAGGAAUGCACAUGGUCAGCAACCCCGCUCAGAGGUGGCAUUUAAACAAUGAUUGAUUGAUAUCUGUGGGCUCAAAGUGUGCUAGGAAAACAUUAUGCACACCAUUAAACCACACAUUUGGGUACAUUAAUUUGUGCUGUUGGUGCUAAAAUAUGACCUUAAAGGCUGUGUGCCCCUUGGCAGAAAUUGAGAUACAUGUUUCUAAUCUUCAACUGUCCAGUAAGAUGAUAUUUCCCAUUGUAGGUUCAGCUGUCUGUUCCCAAAACCCAACUUUUUCUUCUGCUGUUGUAAUCUGAUGUGUUGUGCAGUUUCAGAUGCUAUUCUUCUCUUUCAGACAGCUACAGUAGUAUUUCUGUCAGCUCAAAGCAAUCUGGCCUUUCUCGCCUCCAAACUCUUCAUCAAAAAGGCAUUUGCAUUGAGGAAACUGUAGCUCGCUGGGUGUUUUCACUUAAAUCGUUGUUGUGUGUGAAAAUCCCGGGAGAAAUAUUUAAACCAUCUGGCCUUUUGGCACCAACAGUAGUGCCACAUUAAAAAUUAAUGUGAACAAUUCUUCUCUUCUCCUAUUUAGUUAAACGUUACAUUUCCACCACAUGAGCUCUUCAGAUAAUCACACGGCGGUCCUCAUAAAGUGCUCAUAUAUGUCGAUUUCCAAUGUAUGUCUCAUAUGUCAUAAUCAUUUGCUCAUAAUCACUCACUUGGAGCUUGUAAAUAUGUAAAUAUAUGUUUUCAUGAACAUCUGAACUUCUGGAAAUGUCAUUUAGUCAGUAUUGCAUAUCAAAUGUUGCCACAUGUACAUCAAUCCACUCAUGCAAAAUGCAUUUCAAACCUAGACUGGAAGUGUUACCAUCAAUAAAUACGUAAACCGAAAGAAUUUAUUUGACUUUGUUUGUUCUAUAAUUCAGAUUAAAUGUUGCUAAUGUUCACGUGUGGACAGCUUAUGCAGUAAAGCUUUUAAAUAGAAAGCACAUUUCACCGUGAAAUAGUUUCCAAAAACUGUGAAAUUCUGUCAUUAUGUAUACCUUCCUUCAUUUUCUUCCAAACUCUUACCUUCUUCAA
This is a messenger RNA of Paramisgurnus dabryanus, 2515 nucleotides long. The record is from RefSeq and is a predicted model, not a curated record. NCBI's taxonomy places the organism in Eukaryota, Metazoa, Chordata, Actinopteri, Cypriniformes, Cobitidae.